AUGGGGAUCCCAAAUGACGGCCCGACGGUGAUGUCAUUGGGGGAUGGAGCGACCGAACAGCUUUGGAAGACGCGGGACCGGCUGGCACAGAAGGCGGGUCAGCGGAGCAACGUGUAUUUCGUGACGGGCGAGGUCUACAAGGGGCACUGGAAGGACAACAAGAAGGAUGGGAAGGGCACGCUUAUGUACAGGAACGGCGACAAGUAUGAGGGCGAAUGGAGGGCCGGCAAGCGCGACGGCCAGGGCACCAUGUGGGUCAACGUGGGCAACGGAAGGUACACCGUCGAAUACAGCGGCGGUUGGCAAGAGGGCAAGACGCACGGAUUCGGGAUUCUGUACAACGAGUAUGGCGAGAAAUACGAGGGCUACUUCGAGAACGGUAAGCGGCACGGGAAGGGGAGGCAGACGUACGGAGGGCGGCCGAUCGACGGGUUUGGCGGCGACGUGUAUGACGGGGAGUGGGCGGCGGGGAUGCGGGAAGGCUACGGAGUGCUGCAGAUGACCAACGGUGACCGAUACGAGGGGCAGUGGGCUCAGGACCUGAAGAACGGCGCGGGCACGUAUUACUAUGCACAAAAAGGCAAAAAGUACGAGGGCGUAUGGAAGGACGACAUUGCCCGAUGCGGCAGUUACUCCGCAUACAACAGCGGCGUCGGUGAAGCGUUGCCGCUGCCGGUCCUGCAGAUGGCCCAGCCGGAGGAGGUCCUGGCGGCGCGGAAGGCGGAAGUGACGUCAGCGAGCUGCUGA
Molecule: messenger RNA, 747 nt
Organism: Klebsormidium nitens
Lineage: Eukaryota; Viridiplantae; Streptophyta; Klebsormidiophyceae; Klebsormidiales; Klebsormidiaceae
Source: the annotation of a GenBank genome assembly